GUUACCGUGGAUUGGAGCUUUGGCGGUGUUUGGUCACACUGUUUACGCUUGUCUGUGGAAAUUUCAUUUCACAAAAACCGAGAUUGUUAAAUUAACCAAAUUAGAACGUUUUAAACCGAAACAAGAAUAGCAGCAGUUAUGCUGCAUUUAUUUAUAAUUGUGAGUAUCGCUAGUCGCAAUUUCGAGGACGUACAAACAUACACACACGUUAUUUGAAUACGCUGACAUAUAAGUUUAAACCAAAAUUCGAUGCCCAACCAAUAAACAAUCGACAACUUUUCGCCAUAAACACCCACCAAACAAAUUAACCACUCAACGCACAGCCAACGGAAAAAAUAAGUGAAGGAGGGAGGGGAGGAGCACCACCACCACCAGUGGUAGCCACCUGCUGCUCCAUAAGCUCCAGGAAAAACUACCGCGAUGAAGGUGGACACGGUGAAGCUAAAGAAGGGCUCCUCGGAGCUGACGGCCGAAUGCCGCGAGCUUAUCGAUGAGCUAACCAAGCGGCGAACGCGAACCGAACUCCUUGAGUUCCUCGACACCGUCCACGUCUGGAUCUACGGCAAGUGCGAGCUGUACCAUUGGAUCGAGAUUCUGGACCGCUUCGACAAGAUCCUCGAGGAGGCAUCACGUCAUGUCAAUGGCAACGAGUUCGUGCUGCAGUGCGACACCAACUUUCAGGAAACGGUAAGGACAACGGAUGUCACUCUGCUGUUGCACGUACUUAACUUCACCACUUUGCUGAUCGAGCACUCGUUCUCGCGCCACCUGUACAACUCCAUCGAACACUUGACAGUGCUCCUCUCUUCUCAGAACAUGGAUAUCGUCCUGGCCGUCCUUAAUCUGCUUUACAUGUUUUCCAAGCGCAGCAAUUUCAUACCCCGCCUGCCGUUCGAGAAAAAGGAGUUACUGAUCGUUAAACUUUUCAACAUAGCUGAGCGCUGGGGCGAUCCCAACUAUGGCCUGUCGCUCAAGGACUGCUGCAUUGGCGAGCCAAAGCUGGAAUUCCUUUACCAGCUAUGUAUCGACUAUGUGGACGAGCACGGUCAUGCCGCACAGCUGGAAAUCCCGGACAUGAUGGACCUAUGCCACACGGCAUCAGCUCCCGAGGUGAUCAAGACGAUUGCCGGACAGAUCUCAAAGCCUAGUGAGGCAAUCAAGAUGCGCAUUGCCCAUCGGGUGCGCUUGAUCUCAGGCUUCAACAAUUACAAACUGCGACUUCAGUUCGUCCAGGCGCGUCUUCAGGCCGUCUCCAUUUUGAUUUACUCUAAUGCCCUGCAGGACAACACGGACAAGGUGUUAUAUGCCGGCUUCGGCGAAGAAUUAUGCGAGCUAAUCGACAAAGAGGACGUCCAUCUUGUCGAAAUACGGGCGGCAGUUUUGCGCACACUUACCUCGAUGUUGCACUUCGACCGCAAUCCAAAUGUCCCGAGCAGGGCCGGGUCGCGUCUGUUGAAGAUCGUGCAUUAUACCGGAGCUGAGCGGCAGGGCGGGACGUUGCCGCUUUUGGUUCGUGACUGCAUCGAUAAUCUAACCACAUACGGACUCACCGAGCGGUACCCGCUCAUUCUGGCCACCUCACUUUUCUCGCUGCUGUACCAUCUGGCCAGCUACGAAAUGGGUGGCUCUGCUUUAGUUAAAAGUGGCAUGAUGCAAUCCCUACUUUGUGUCAUCAGCUGGCCGGGAGUGGACCUCGAGCACAUUACAUUCGUAACGCGGGCAGUGCGGGUGAUCGAUUUGAUUACCAACAUAGACAUCGCCCGUUUUCACCAGAACAACGGACUCAACGUGUUCAUUGACCGUCUGGAGAAGGAAAUCAAGAGCUGUUGUAAGGCAUUGGCUGACAUCGGCAUCACGCUAAAGGAGUCGACUCUGCGUGACGACCAUAAGCUAGAUACCUCGCUGGACCAAGUCGAUGAGGAUGUGGAAGGUGACGGAACCGGAGAGAACACCUCCGUGGCCAGUGGAAGUGGAUCGCCGCGCCGCGGGAGCUCGACGCCCAGAGGUUACAUAGACCAUAGUGAAGUAGAAGGCUUAGGAGCAGGACUCCUGGAUAUUGGUGGAUCACGCAACUUGGCAGGCGGCAGCGGAGAAGGGGCAUCAAGUAAUUCCGGACCGAUUAUGGGUUUAAUCAACCGAGAGAUUCGUCCGUCGGCCAUUAUGUAUCCCACAAAUAGUUACUACGCCCGUCCACUGGCCGAGCGCAAGGCGGAGCUAUCUUCGCAGCUGCCGAGCAGCCUGGCGCCGAAGAAACCGUCCUGCGUCACACAGCGGGCGGCACUGCUAAAGUCGAUGCUAAAUUUCCUGAAGAAAAGCAUUCAAGAUCAUGCUCACUUUAGCAACAUGCGAAACAUUAUGGAGACUAGUCUAACACAGUCGCUGCGCCACAUCAUUGCGAAUGCAGAAUACUAUGGACCUUCGUUGUUUCUGCUGGCCACCGAUGUGGUAACCGUGUACGUGUUCAACGAACCAUCGCUGCUCUCCUCGCUGCAGGAUCUGGGUAUAACCAGUGUUAUGCUAAAGGCGCUGUUACACAAGGAUGUGCCAGCUACCCGGGAGGUGCUGGGAUCCCUGCCCAACGUAUUUUCCGCAUUAUGUUUAAAUGAGCGUGGAUUGUUUGAGUUUCUUUCCUACGAUCCGUUCGACAAGGUGCUGAAGGUGCUGCUUUCCCCGGACUACUUGGUAGCCAUGCGGCGGCGCCGUUCUUCGGAUCCGCUCGGCGAUACGGCUACCAAUUUGGGCAAUGCCAUGGAUGAUCUAAUCAAGCAUCAUCCCUAUUUGCGAGCCGAUGCUACAGAAGCAAUUGUCAGGCUCCUAAAUGAGUUGGUUCGACUCGGCUCCGAUCCAAGUUUCAUUUGCUGGCGGGCGAAUAAGGAAAGCAGUGGCUCUGGAUCCGGAUCUGGCAGUCACGGCGUUGGUCAUCAUGUGGCAUCAACACCCUCGCCCAUGGUCAUGGUGGCCGGCUCGGGAGGAUCAUCUUCAGUCCUUCAGGGUGCAGCGGAUACAAAUGAUAGCAGCGGCGAUGACGACGACGAUGAUGAUGAAAUGAGCUCUGCUUCGCAGCAGCAGCAACAGCCUACGACACCGGGUCAAAGUGGAGGUGCAUCAACACCCAGGACUCAACAGGCAGGAAGUGUAGGAGGAGCUGGAGGUACAGGAGCGCAAGCAGCUACAUCGCAAACUGUCAAAGUGGUGACGCCUCCGGAACGAGAAGCCAUUCCCCUCAUCGACUAUAUUCUUAACGUAAUGAAGUUCAUCGAGGCGAUAUUCAGCAACAGUCCGAAUGGCGAUCACUGUCGGGAAUUUGUACUUCACGGAGGAUUAAGGCCCAUCCUUCAGCUGCUAUCGCUGCCCAAUCUACCAGUGGAUUCACCAGUGUCCACUACUUCACAAGCGGUAGCAAAUGUUUGCAAGGCGAUACUUAGCCAAGCGCAAGAAACCAAAGUGCUGGAUGUUGCACUCAAGCAGCUGGCCGAUAUUGUGGCUCAACUGAAGCCACUUAUAAAGCACUUUACUUUUCCCGGCGGCAGUGUCUUACUAGCGGAGCUAGUUUGCUGCCAGCGGCUAGAGGAUGGCUUUGCCAACGCCGAAUAUACACCCAUCUUGCACAACAUGAGUUUUGUGCACGGCUACGUGGUAAUGCUGGUGCAUCUUUGCCGAAACGCCUCCAGUGAUAUGAGAGGUAUACUUCUAAAGCGGUGGGGUGUCAAUCGCGAAACCGGAGUCCAACUACUGCAGCAACUCGUCCAGCUUUACAUUUCCCUAGUGUGGGAGAGCACUAUCCUGUUGAAUCUUUGCUCGGAUGAACCCACCCAGCAUCCGGAUCUCAUCUGGGACGAAAUUGCAGCCCAAAUGUCAGCGGCAGCUGGUACCGCGGAUCCGCUAACGGAAGCAGAACUAUCGAGGAAGCUGGAAAGAGCGGCAGAAUUCCGGACAAAGUACACCCCAGAAGAACAGUUUCGAUACAUAAAGUCAUUAUUGGCUGCGAGUUCCCGAUUGGGAAGGGCUCUCGCUGAGCUUUUAGGCACCUUGGUAAAGCUAUCAGUGGGAUCACCACAGACACGGCAACGUCGCAUCAACGAUUUGAUUAGUAAUAUCAACAAAGUUCCUACGCCAGAGGCGCGCGAAAUAGCCCGCAUCCUCAGCUCAAUAUUGGUUAAUGGAUUUAGUCACGAAAGCAUACUGCCUAAGCCUGUACCAAAACUUAAACUCACUUUCCUGAUCUGCUCGGUGGGAUUCACAGGCCCGAUGCUGUUCGACGAUAAGCGCAGCGCAUUCCAUUUGAUGAUAUCGCAGUUUUGUGCUGAGAACGGAUUAAAGGCAUUCUUUGAGAUGUUCUAUUGGGCCUUAUCGUUGGAUAAUGUCUCCCAGAAGUUUGAUUUUGAUCAGUGGGCUUCAAUGGAGGAUCUGAUGCAAUCGCAUGAGGAUGACAAGCGUGAUUGUCCGGAGGGCACCGGUGAGUUCCUUGACGCGUGGCUGCAGCUGCUCGAGAAGAUGGUGAAUCCCCGAGCCAUGUUGGACUCUCCAUACACGAUGAGCCCCCGGCUAAAUUAUCUACCCGAUUCGGUUCCAUUUGAGCCGGUCUUCUAUCUAAUCCACAUCCACCAGCUGGCCAUGCAAGCACUGCGCAGAAUCUGGGCCCGGCGCCCGAUUCCAAACUAUGGACCAAGCAUGUUUGAGACUAUGAUCGUGAUUCUGAAGCAUCUGAUCAAGUCACAUCAGACCCUGUUGGAUCGCUAUCACACAAGGAUGAAGGAGAUUAAGUUCGAGAACUUAUACAUCCGGAGCACGGACGAUGGUCUGAAUGCGGAUCACAUCAAGACGCUGACGGACAUGGGAUUUUUGCACUACCAUGUCAUCGACGCCUUGAGGACAAAUGCCUCUCUGGAAGAGGCCACCGAUUACCUGCUUAAUAAUCCACAAGUAAGUACCAUGUCGACGACUGGUGGUCUGUCAAGCGGCACUGCUCCACCUCCGCCGCCACCACCAUCGGCAUCCACAAUGGACAUUGACAUGGAACUACCCGCGGAUGGCGAAUCAACGCAAAGUAAAUCCUCCACUUCGGCGCAGUCCAGCUAUGAUUAUAAGCACCUAAAGCUAAUGCCGUCAUUGAUCUUUGAUCGCUUUUGCGAUGAAGCCAUCUCUCGGGCAUUCGAGUUCAUGGAAGCAAUACCGGAUACGGUCAAUAGUGCUGCGGAUUUGAUAGCUGUACUAUACAGACGCCACAAUCACCUGAACAAACAGGUGUUUGUUACCAACUUUGUGCGCAAUAUCAUACAGUGGGUGGACUUUACCUUACAGCUGUUUGAACCGGCCAAGACAACCGGGUCGAAGGCGUCGCGCCUAGAGGAAUGUUUAACCGGAAUGACGGCCACUCGCCUGUUUGUACGCCUCAAGACAUCGACGCUGCUGCUCGAGGAAAACUACAGUGAUCUACACCGGCCCCUGGUGGAGGCGAUAACUGCCCAGGAUGCAAUGGUGUCGCUGGUGAAGUUACUGGACUGUAUGAGCCAGUGGAUGUUGGAACAAUCCAGCGAAACGAAUACCGGUCAGCAGCGUGCAACUGUGCCGCGAUGGGUGCAGAAUCUGGUGGAUCUAAUCGAUGCGAUUGACAGCAUUAGCCAUAUUCUGCAGCGUAAGGCCAACAUGCGAGCAGUUAGCAGCGAUGUGUGGCGCUGGUAUGACGCUUCCACGGGCAAGUGGAAUACCUAUUCGGAUGCUAACAACGAGCUUAUCCGAAAUGCAUACGCGGCCGGUGAAAGGUGGAUCCAUAUCAACAUUGGAAGACAGCGGUGUACCGUCAGCCUGAACUGCAUGACGCAAGUGAGUGAAGCAUCCGGAACACAUCGACCCGUCUGUCCUGCUCUGAAGCUCAGCGAGGCCAUCACCAAUGUGCAAAAUCCAAUGGCGCUACACAAGGUGGAACAUAUGAUGAAUCGCGUGGUCCGGACUUCGCCUGACGGCACGGGCACUGUGCAUUCCGAUGAAUUAAUUUCCUUGCGACAGCUAAUAAACUUUAGCGAUGGCCAGCAGCAGGAGAACUCAGCAAAUUCAAAUGAGGAGGGAGCCAACGAUGAGGGCUCAACCGGAGCCAGUAGUGGAUCCCCGCCAGCCGCUAUGACCACGCGCAGCAAGUCGCGACUAAAGAAUGCAGCCGCUGCAGCUGCCGCUAAGGUGAAGUCCCAUACCGCAGGCUCACCACCCAUACCCAAACGCACCCAAAAGAUUAUACUCAACGAGGAGCAGGUCGGCUUAAGCAAGUUUGACUGCGGGCGCAUUAUCGGCAGCAUUGUAGACCUACUGCAGCCUUCGCAUCUCAUGCUCAACGAAACGAAGCUUUCGCUACUCCGACUAUGUGCUAGAUUAACGCGAAACUACGAUAACGCCCAAGUGUUUAUCCGACGUGGAGGAGUACGGAUGCUCCUGCACCUCCAGCAGGCUUGCAGUUUUAUGGGCUUUCCUACGUAUGCAAACAUUAUCCUGCGCCACGUUCUUGAGGCCCCACCCGUGCUUCAGGAGGCCAUGGAAAGAGUGCUGGGCAUGCGGGCAGCGGGUAACGUUCCCGUGGGUCAUCGCGACCUUAUAUACGUGCUGACCCAGGUGUCAUCGGCGGUUUCGCGCAAUCCACAGAUCUUUGUGGCCGCCGCUAAAGAGAUGCUCAAGGGCGAGUACCAGAUUAACACAAACGGCACGACGCUUGCAGACGAUGCACGAGUUAUGGUCAAGUCGAAGUUUGGCCAAACACCGACGACAGCAACAGGCGGUGCCACGCCGCAUUCGCAAACGCCAACGCCACCACCAACGUCUAAAGAUGAACUCAAGGACGAUCCCCAGGUGCAGUCAUCAGUAGCCGUACUAAAGGAUCUGCUGCAUGGAUUAGUGCAACCGUGCUGGCAUUAUGGCGGCACUGAAUCUGCAGAUCGUGGUCAAGGCGCCGCGGAGCUGCUACAGCCGGAUCAGCCCCCAGGAAUGGCGCAGGGAUGUCACGAUGAUGAGUUAUAUUUCCGGUUCCAGGAAACCCCCGCACCUGCGAUCAGUAAGAAACAAUCCUCAAGUGGUGGAGGAGGUGCAGCUGCUGGCCAAGCCCAGUCGACAGAAAAGUUUGAGCCCUGCUGCUGCACCUGGCACAUCCCUACCAGCGGACAUACCCACGCAAAACCCACUAUUUCGAGGGCAACCCUGCUCAAACUGUUAGCGGAUUCAACUCGAGCCUACCAGUCAUUGGUGCCGCGUGUCCUCUUGGCCCACGUUUAUACACCUGCAGAUAGUCCACUGAUCUCCGCACCGCAGCAGACCUUCCUUGGCGUGCUUCUUGAUCGUUUCCUGCCUAUAACCCAAAGGCAUCAUGUCCCCGAGGUCAGCACAAUGACCCGGGUGCUGAUCUGUUCCCUAUCAGACUGCUACCAACAACCCGGAGUCCAGAUUCAUGUUGCCGGGGAGCUGCACGCAGCGGUGGCCAGAGCCUUAGCCCAGCCGGAUUCCGCCGAGAAGCACACACGUUUGCAGGUUCUGAUGAGUCUUUACCCUAAUCUCAUUGAGUCACCCAUGUUGUAUGACAAGGUCCACUUGCACCGCAACAAUAUGUACCGUGUACUCCUUCGCCAGGGAGUAAUGACCUAUUUAACGAAGGUGGCACAAUACAAGGAUCUAUCAAAUCACAAUACGCUGAGCACUCUAGCAGCUAUUCUGCGACCCAUGGAGAUCCUGCUGAGAUUCAGUGUUUCCACCACUACACUGGGAUCGAAGAGACUUCUUUUUGGAAGUAGCGGAGCUGGAUCGAAUGGAUCUGGAAGUGGUAGUAGCGCUGCAGGCAGUGGCAGUGGCACAGGACCAGGAUCUGGUAACACCUACGGGACCAUCAUUAACCGGCGACUAUAUCCUCGUCUGGCAGGACGUAGUGUUGUCAAUGUGGAGCGCGCCAAUGCGAUGGGUGGUGAGCACGUACUGCGGGACAUAAUUCGGAACGUGCUGUCGGAUCGUCGUCAUGCCUUCGAAUUCAUCUUCAACUCAGACGAGAUGGCCGUUGACUCGGAAGACUCGGUUGCUACGGGCUCAAGAGGAGUGGGCGGAGACGGCCCUGGCACAGGUGGUGUCGGAGGUGGUGGGUCGGGUUCAGGAUCAGGUGGAGGCACCGCUGCUGUUAUCGACGUGGUCGAGGAGCGAAGCAACGGCGGAGAUACCAACGAUCCACCUGUAAACGUAAGCUCUGGAUCAUCAGCAGCGGGUCAAUCUUCGACUAGUGGUGGACCGGUUCGUCCGGUACUUAACUUCGAUCAAUUAUGGGACGAUUUCCUGCAGAGUGAGGGACUUCGCCUGGCUUCGCGAAGUGGUGGUGGCGCCGGAUCCGCCAGUGGAUCCGCUGUAGCAAGUACAACCGGACAGCAAAACGGAAGCAACGCCACCACCAACUCUGGCAACAAUUCCGUUAGCGGUGAUCCUCGUUUGCGAACAAAUCCCGAUGUGGAUGUGAGCGUUGGCAAUGGUGGAAGUAGCAGUACCAAUUCUGGUGUUGUAAAUGACAAUGGUAUCAGCGGUGGUGGCGGUAGUGAUGGCGCCUCCACCUCAUCGGACACUGGAGCUCCUGGUGGUGCACGUGAUUUGAGUACAACGAUUCUGGGCGAUGUCAGCACUUCCGAAUCAGAUUCGGAUGCUUCCACAGAAAACGACGAGCGGAAUGAGGAGGACGAAGAUGAAGAUGACGACGCACCCGAUGAGGAUGUGGAUGAGCAUAGCGAAACAGAUGUGGACGAGGAGCGUCCUCGCCAGUUUAUUGAGGUCUUUGAUCACAUUUAUGAGCCGGAAUCUUCUGAGACGGCGUCGAACGAUGCAGAUGUGGACAACGACGAUGAUGAUGACGAAGAUGAGGACGAUGUGGACGACGACGAUGAUGACGACGAAGACAAUGACGACGAGGAUCGCGAGGAGGGUCAGAGCGUCAUGGAUGCAGAGCUGGAGAACCAAAUUGACAUCGCCCUCGCCCUUGUGUCUUCUAACAAUCGCCCUAGGCGCAGUGCAGCGGUUAACGCCUCUGGCGAUGGCUCAGCCAAUCGUCCCAAUCCUGAUGACGAGGUGGACGAUGAAGACGACGAUGUUGAUGGUGAUCCCGAUGGAGAUCCUGAUGUGGAUCCCAUUGGUGGACCAUCGGCUGCCCAUGCAGAGGCCUAUCUAUACGAGCGUUUAGGUAGCGGCCUAAUACCCACACCGCCGGUUGGUUUCCGUGUGCGAAUGAACAGCUCCAUUGCCCAACCGCUAGACAUUGAUGUAAAUGGCGGCAAUGGUGGAAAUGGAAGUGGUUCUGGAGUCACUGGAUCAGCCGGCGGAUCCGGCAGAGGGUCGUCGACGAGUGGAACAACUGCCAGCAUCGGAGCAAUCGCCUCGGCCGCUCUACGUCCCUCAUCUGGCUCGUGGAUGGCACCGGACUACAGUUUUAUUGGAUUGUCGGGUGGAGCAAGUGGUGGUUCUGGCCUCGAUCGUUCCAUUGGCAGCGGAGCAGCUGCUGGUGGCAACACCAAUGGUAGCGAGGUAAGCGCAUUUCUAAUGCCCAUUAUGUCGCAUUUGGAACGCACUGGUGGUGCCUCUGGCAGUAGUCAGAACAUGAGUAACCUGCUGGACGAACAACCAAUGGGGACCGGCAAUGGAGGAAGUGCCGGAGGAUCAGCCUCUGGCGGAAGCGGUGUUAGUGGGGGUGGUGCAAACUCCGGCACUACGGGACAACAUCCGAAUGCAACACUCUGUACGAAUGGAGUCCGGCGACGAUUGCUCUAUCUGGACCAGCAGUACUGUGUUUGCAUGCCCACACAUCAGAACCCCACUGAAGAAACUCAGAUGGAGACGUUUACUCAAGAUGCUCUCCACUGGUGGCUAGAGGAGGCCACGCUUUUGGACAUGGAGAGCCAGACUGACGCAUGCCUAUAUGCCGCUCACUUUCUGCUGCCGCAUCUUAUCAAAGAUUUGAAAAUAGCGCAUCAGCAACGUAAGCAGGAUGAAGCUGCCCGAAAGGCUGGUACCAUUUUUACAACAUCGACACCAGCACCUAGUGGAGUUUCAACAUUCUCCAACACAACGGCGGGAGCGAGCACAGGCGCGCCAACAUCGACAGCUUCGUUUGCAUCCAGUAUACUCGCGAAUGCCGUUACAGGCGGCUCAGGAAGCAGCAGUGUGGUAGUGCCACCAGUGGCAGCCUCUGCGACAGGGGGCACCCGACGCAGUUCAAUUCCCGUACUGAUGUCAUCAAGCUUUGCUCCAAGCAGCGGUACUAGCGGAACGGGAGCCAAUGCCACCAGCGACGCUACGGCUUCAUCUGGAGGAAAUACGAGCCCUUACACAUCCUCGUCCAUGAGCGGUAGUGUAUCCUUGGAUGCGCAGACUCGUCCGCCCCGUCAACGCGGUGGAUUCCGCCAGCAUAGUCAGCUGCCCUUUAACAUUUACGCUGAGAUUGACCUGACCAACGAGCAGGAUAGCCAAGGCGCUACCUCAAACUCGACAGCCGAUGGGGCUGAAUCACAGUCACAGCAGAACUCCUCUUCAUUGGCACAGAUGGCAGUGAUACACCAUCGCCAUCCACCGGCCCCAAUUCUGCCUUCUUCGCGAGCUCACUCGCGUCUUGAUGAGGCAGAGAUGCUACUUCUGCAGUUGGCCGAUCGCCAGGCUGUACGCAAUCGCUUGCAAAUGUCCAGCGGACAUACAAAUUCCUCGCGAACUUCGGGGUCAGCGCUGAUUAACGCUCGACCCAAUCGCGAUUUACCCGCCCGUCUGCAACGUCUUGUUCAGGCCCAUAGCUCUGUUUCCAGCCGUAACAGUGCGUCCGGGUCCGCGCCAGCUUCGUCACUUGUUUCAAUGCCGACUCCGAUGUCCAAUGCGGCUCUGGAUCAGAUAAACGUCACGGCUCCGGAUGUUGUUGCUUUGCCACCUUCCCUAGAGGUUGAUGUAGACGUGCUUCCUGACAUACUGGAUAUGCCCCAACAGGAAGCGCAACCAGAGGAAGAUCAACUUUUGCUACCACCACCUCCGCCGCCACCGCCCAGUGAUACGACGCCAUUGGUACUUACCGAGGGCGAGCUGUGGCCCGGUACUGUGGUCAGCGUUGGAACUAGGCAGGACCAACCAACUUUACCGCCAGCCAAUGAAAAUACUGACGAAACUAACCAAUCUAAUCAGAUUCCAGAAAGCAGGGAAUCUACUUCUCCGAAUUCACAGGCUCUCCCCGCAGAGCCAACGCCAGUGGAAACGGAAAUCGGUGGAGCUCCCACAACCAGUACCCAAACUCCAGCAUCAACAGAAGAUUCCGCCGCUGGUGGAACAACAUCUGGAGGAGCGAGUGGAACGACAGCCACCAUAACGGACAUGAGUCCUGAAGUGCGGGCAGCUCUCGGCGAUCUAGAGGUGCCCGAAGGUGUAGAUCCCUCUUUCCUCGCCGCUCUGCCGAGUGAAAUGCGAGAAGAGGUAAUCCAGGAGCAUCUCCGUAUGCAGCGCAUUCGACAGCGUGCGCAACAGAAUGCUAUUCAGAUUGCCCACGACUCGCUGGUCGAGGUCAACCCCGAAUUUCUCGCAGCCCUGCCACUGAAUAUCCAGUCAGAGGUGCUAAUGCAACAGCGCAUCGAACAGCAACGACAGGCGGCUCAGACAGCCAAUCCGGAGGAUCCGGUGGACACUGCCGCAUUCUUCCAAAACCUGCCCGAGAAUCUACGCCAAGCGAUACUUACCGAUAUGGAGGAGUCGCAGAUAGCCAGUUUGCCUCCAGAGUUGGCUGCCGAGGCGCAAUUCCUUCGUCGUGACUGGGAAUUUCGUAAUGGCGCCCGCAUGGACGCCCAUCCACCAAGCAAUGCGUUAUCUCGUUUCCAGACAACGCUGCAGAGCCUGGAGGAGGCACGCUGGCACAGUUCCAUUUGGUAUGAUGCAAGUGGCAAUGCCCAGCCGCAGCACCACCAGCACACAACGAUUGUACAUCAUCAUGCGCACCCACAUCAUGCUCCGACCAUGGGCAAACCACUCGCCCUUUUAAUGAUGGAAGAUGAAAACAUCCUCCUUGAUCCGGAUUCGCUAGCCACACUCCUGCUCUUCCUGUUUGUAGAAGACCAGAAAGUAAACAGCAUGCGUCUGCAUCGCGUCAUUCGCAAUCUGUGCCACCAUGAACCCACGCGUGACUGGAUAAUCAGUGCUCUGAUCAGCAUCGUACAGAAAACCAACGAGGACAAUGGGAACUUUGGAGCGGGUCAGGCGGGCGGCAAACCGGAGUGGCUAAAACUGCGUGUGGACGCUGCCUUUGGCUACAAGAGCAACAUAUUCCUGAUAAAUCGACUGUACGAGGGUAGUGCGCGGAGUAUCAGCAUCAAUCCGCAGGCGGCACAAAUGAUAGUGCGCAACUGUCUGGACUUACUGUUUGUCCUGGCCAAGCACUAUCCAUCCAGUUUUGUACCCUACAAUCGCGAGGUGAAAGCCAGGCGUAUAUUGAGUGCGGUAUUUGGCAUGCCAUCGCCUACAUCUGGAGCAAGUGGAGGAGCUGCUAGCGGUUUGGCAGGUCGUGGGGUCGAUGAUGGACCACCAGGUGGAACUCUAGACUUCCGUUCACGUUUCUGCCGCUACCAAGUUGCGAACCGUUUACGUGGAAUACUCGAUGAUCAUCCUGCACCAAAACCAUCAACGCCUUUGGAUGAAGCCCCCUCCACAUCGAAGGCGGCGGCAGCCAAAGCAGCUGCUACUGCCAAAGUAUCUAGUGGAAGCCUUAAUCAGCAGUCAGUGCCGUACCAAACCAAUGCGAAGAACUUUUGGGAUGUAGUGCUAAACAUCGAUCAGCAAACCCAAGUGCGUUUAGCCAAUGUGGCUCAGUUUCCGCUUAUCUCACAGCCGGCGUGGGAAUGGCAAACGAAUACCGCCGAUUUCCUCUCCUUUAGCGACUCGCCAUUUGGUCAGUUGCUUGAAAUGCUGCCCUACAAGGUUAUAUGCCGAUCUCCCCAUCUCACCGAUAUGCUGGUAAAGUUGCUUGCCUCACUCAGCACUGAGUUGCCCAAGGAGGAAGAGCAGUUACCACUCAGCGAUCAAAUGCCCACGUUGAUUCCCAUUGGUCAGGCAGCGGGAGCAGCGGCGGCAUCAGCAGAAAAUACCCAGGUCAAUGCAUCCGAAAUUGGUGAUAGUUUGACCGCCAACAUUGAGGAGCAGGCGACUCCAGCCAGCGGUAAUCCUGCCUCCGGUGAUAGUAAUGUGGGAGCGAAGCGAACCCAGCUUCCAACUUUAAGUGUGGCACUGCCAGUAGCGCCAUCGAAGCCACGUCGCAAGAUCUACUCCAAAAACUUCUCGCAACUGCAGUUGGUUAUCGAGGUGCUGACACACCAGUGCGGAACCACCGAGGGCUUAGACAACGUGGCGAAGUUGAUUGUGAACCUUACUCAGUGUUCGCAGGCAUCGAAUGCCAUUUUCAUCCAGUACUUGACAGCUGCCAUACUGGGAUUGGCCGAGGAAGUGCGUCAAGCGAUACAGAUGCUGCUAAAUGAGAUUCGUAUGUAUAACAUUCACCACGGCGUGGCUAGAACCACCUCACAGGCUGCCUCCACUUCCGGUGCAGCAGGCGCAACAGUCGGAUAUGUACCUACAGUGUCGGGAGCCAGUUUGCUACCUAAUUUGGCCGUCCAUGAGGGCAUUAUGCAGGAUCGCUUUACCGCGGAACAUGUGAUCAUUUCGGCGCCAAAGAACGCCAAGCCCACCUGCGAGUUGCAGUUGCCUUCAAUGAAGAAACUUAUGUCCAACUCCUCUGCUCAGCCAUACUUCCUACGCACGCUGAAGAUCUUCAUGCAGGUGCGUGAUAUGUAUGAGGCGCAAAAUGGUUUGUCCACAGGCAGUGGAACUUCUGGUGCUGCCGGCGACAACGACGAUGACAUCAUCGAUAUUGAGGGCGAUGGUGGAGCGUCCGGCGGUAGUAGUUCGGAUAUGGCUCCUGGAUCAGCUAGCACAAUUUCUCCUCCUCCACCUAUGGAAACCAACCAGAACAUACAAGACGGUGAUGAGGACGAAGAAGAUGACGAUGAGACAAGGGCUUCACCUGGAGUCGGCAAUCAUUCAACAAGCGCUGGCAAAUCAGCCAAGCCCACUUUGAGUCAGAUUCUCUGUCUGGACGUGCUAUGGCACACGCUUAGCGAGUGCCUGGUGGCUCUGGAGGAGUCCAAGGACGAGUUCGCCGUCUUGGUGUUACAGCCCACUGUGGAAGCCUUCUUUCUCAUUCAUGCCUCCCAUCGCGGUGCUACCAAAAAGUCGGGACGCGGUACGCUCGCUGGAGUUGUGGGCUCUGGACUGCGAGCAGCCGCCGGAGGAGGAGCACCCACAUCAUCUGCCCAGGAGCACAGUCCUUCGAUGGACGAUACUAGCAGCGCAAACACUCUGAGUUCGACUAGCUUUGAUGAUGAGCCGCGAAUGCUAGAUGCCUCCACAAACACGCCGCUUUCGACUAAUAGUUCCGCCAAUACAGCGCUCAGCGCACACGAGGCGCAGCUGCGGCAGGACCGCCAGAAGUUCCUUCUGUUUGCGGAGAAGCACCGUACUGUGCUUAACCAGAUCCUGCGCCAGUCUCCAACUCAUCUUUCGGACGGACCAUUUGCCGUGCUAGUUGACCACACACGCAUUCUGGACUUUGAUGUCAAGCGAAAGUACUUCCAAACGGAGCUGGAGCGCCUGGACGAGGGUAUCCGGCGAGAGGAGCAUACGGUUAGUGUUCGUCGCGUAACCGUUUUUGAGGACUCGUUCCGUGUAUUGUAUCGUCUGGGUCCAGAGGAAUGGAAGAACCGCUUCUACAUCGUCUUCGAGGAUGAGGAAGGCCAGGACGCUGGCGGUCUGCUACGCGAAUGGUAUGUGAUCAUAUCACGUGAGAUUUUCAAUCCGAUGUAUGCCUUGUUCUGCGUAUCGCCUGGCGAUCGCGUCACCUACAUGAUCAAUCCCUCCAGUCAUGCCAAUCCGAAUCACCUGAGCUACUUUAAGUUCGUCGGCCGCGUAAUUGCCAAGGCUGUGCACGACAAUAAGUUGCUUGAGUGCUACUUCACCAGAUCCUUCUACAAGCACAUACUGGGCAAACAAGUGAAACACACGGAUAUGGAGUCGCAGGACUAUGAGUUCUAUAAAGGACUCGAUUAUCUCAUGAAGAAUGACAUCUCCACUCUGGGUUACGAGCUGACCUUCUCCACUGAGGUGCAGGAGUUUGGUGUCACCCAGAUCCGUGAUCUCAAGCCAAACGGUCGCGACACCGCCGUGACCGAGGAAAAUAAGUUCGAGUAUGUGCAGCUGGUGUGCCAGCUUAAGAUGAGUGGCUCCAUCCGUCAACAAUUGGACGCAUUCCUUGAGGGCUUCUACGACAUUAUUCCAAAGCAUUUAAUUUCUAUAUUCAACGAACAGGAACUGGAACUUCUCAUAUCCGGCCUGCCGGAUAUUGACAUUGAAGAUCUAAAGGCGAACACUGAGUACCACAAGUACACCUCCAAAUCGGCCCAGAUUCAAUGGUUUUGGCGUGCACUGCGAAGCUUUGACCAAGCGGACCGCGCGAAGUUCUUGCAGUUCGUCACCGGCACUUCGAAAGUGCCCCUGCAGGGCUUCAGCUCUCUGGAGGGAAUGAACGGGAUUCAAAAGUUCCAAAUCCAUCGGGACGAUCGUUCCACUGAUAGAUUGCCCUGCGCGCACACCUGCUUCAACCAACUGGAUCUGCCCAUGUACAAGUCAUAUGACAAACUACGAAGCUGCCUGUUAAAGGCCAUCCAUGAGUGUUCCGAAGGCUUUGGCUUUGCUUAAAUAGCAACCGAGAACCCAUGGACGCAACACUAUUCCUAAUACGCCUGAUAACACCGGCUAAACGACGAGAAAUGCAAAAAUUGAUUUGAACAGAACAGAAUAGAACAGAACAGUCACUGCAAGUUUGCGAAAGCCGCAACAGAAACUGCAUGCAUACACAGUACAUAUAGUUAUAUAGUAUAUAUAAAAAUGUUGAAUUAAUUAUUAAUUUUCGCGCCUAUAUAUAUAAAAUAUAUAUUUUCUUAAAUUUUCAAAACAAAAAAAAAAUCAAAUGAAAACUAAAAAAAAGGAAAGAAAAAAUACUGAUACAAACGCGAAACAACAUAUUCGACUAACAUUUCUCUGCGAAACUCAUCCUACUAUAUUGUUUUGAAAUUCUCGUCGGUUUGCACAUUUUCAUUAAAAGGAAAGGAUUUAUAUAAAAGAAAAAAGAAAUCACAAUUUGACCUAUUUUUAUUUACCUAAACACGAAACCGAAUAGCAAAGGAUUAAACGUAGUAUAUAGAACGCAAAUGCACAUAAACAGAUUAUACACUUUGGUUUCUUGUUUACUUAAGUGAAUUUACCGAAGAUAAAUGGGGAGGUAAAAAAUAAUUAAAUGGAUUAAAGUAUUUUGAUGUAAGAGAUAAGUCCUUAUGUUAUGCAUUUUAUGUUUACCUUUGGAAAAAUGAGCCGCAGAUGUAACUUAAAGAAUGUGGAAUAAAGUAAGAGUAAGCUCAUUUAUCAUAA
This is a messenger RNA of Drosophila eugracilis, 16491 nucleotides long. RefSeq names its product E3 ubiquitin-protein ligase HUWE1 (gene HUWE1). Gene Ontology annotation, cellular component: nucleus. The transcript has 19 exons. The coding region runs from base 421 to 15762 and encodes 5113 amino acids. Gene Ontology annotation, biological process: protein polyubiquitination; proteasome-mediated ubiquitin-dependent protein catabolic process; positive regulation of protein catabolic process. The record is from RefSeq and is a predicted model, not a curated record. NCBI's taxonomy places the organism in Eukaryota, Metazoa, Arthropoda, Insecta, Diptera, Drosophilidae. Gene Ontology annotation, molecular function: ubiquitin-protein transferase activity; protein binding.